AUGCCGGCGGCACAGUCUCAGCCGCCGGUCAAGCUCUCGUUGCCACUGCAAUUCCAACAAGAGAUCUAUCAUUUGUUGAGGGCAGAAGAUGUGCUGGUGGUACUUGCGCGAGGCUUGGGGCUCUUGAAGAUAUUGACCAACCUACUGCAUUCAUACGAUGCCGCGGGAAACUCACUAGUCAUCAUCGUGGGAGCUGAAGACCGCGAAAAUGAAUGGAUCGGAGAGGCUCUGGCUGAGCACUAUGCAAUUUCUCGAAGUCCACUUGCCAAAGGCCUUCGAGUCAUCAAUACCGACAAGGCCACUGUGGCAGCACGAGAGAAGAUCUAUUCAGAAGGUGGCAUUGUCUCGGUAACCAGCCGGAUUCUAAUCGUCGACAUCCUCUCAAAACUCCUUGAUCCCGAAACGGUGACUGGGCUGAUUGUCCUCCAUGCCGAACGGGUGAUUGCCACAAGCAAUGAAGCGUUCAUUGUGAGGACCUUUCGACAACACAACAAGAUUGGAUUUUUAAAGGCGUUUUGCGAUUCGCCAGAGCCUCUGACGUCCUCAUAUGCUCCGCUCUCUAGUAUGAUGCGGAAUCUUUUCCUUCGGAAACCAUCACUAUGGCCACGUUUUCACGUAUCAAUAGCUCAAAGCCUGGAAGGGAAAAAGACGGCAGACGUGAUUGAGCUGGAGGUGCCGAUGACGGAAGCAAUGCAAACCAUUCAAACGGCCGUCAUGGAGUGCGUGGAAGCAAGCAUUGGUGAACUUAAAAAGGCAAAUACAGGUCUGGAGAUGGACGACUGGACACUGGACUCAGCUUUGCACCAGAACUUCGAUGCCAUUGUUCGAAGACAGCUUGACCCAGUAUGGCAUCGUAUCAGCUACCGAACGAAACAAAUAGCAAAUGACCUGACGGUGUUACGGUCUAUCCUUCAUUCACUCCUCAGCUACGACUGUGUAUCUCUACUCAAGUAUCUCGACACGGUCCUCGCCAGUCAUUCGCCUCCACCUGGAUCAACAAGACAAAACCAGUCGCCGUGGCUCUUCCUCGAUGCGGCGGCACAAAUAUUCCAAACCGCCAAAGAUCGAGUGUAUAGUGGCAAGGCGGAGGAUGCUGGAGCACUUCCGUCAUCAAAACUGCCAGACUCAUUGACCCCGAAUUUGGAAGAACAACCGAAAUGGGCGGUGCUCGCAGAGAUCCUUCAAGAAAUCGAAGUGGAUUCGUACCUCAACCCACGACUUAAGGAUGACUCGAGUGACACCGUCUUGGUCAUGUGCAACGACCAAAGAACCUGCAGUCAAAUUCGAGAAUAUCUUCAAACGAUGCAUGUCAAGCCCCUGGCUCAAGACGUGGCAGAUGGACAAGCACCACAUGAAAUCGAGGCUGAAGAAGAUCGGGGUUCGGCUGAGUUUAUGCUGAGGCGGAAGCUCCGAGAGUAUCUCGGAUGGCGAAAGACAUUUGCCCAAGUGAGCGCAUCUCUCUUUGAGGAGAAUCAAAAAUCUUUGAAUGAUAUCAAGAAUAACAACAACAACGGAGUGACUUCUCGACUUAAUAGCAAAGGACCCGCCAACAAAAGGAGGCGCGUUCGUGGCGGGGGAAGCUCAGGAUUGAACCCUUCACGAACCGCGACAGGAGCCGUCGCGGUCCAUGAGGAUCGAGCCGCUCAAGUGGCAGGACUGCUUGCUGAGCUACGACCCACCGAGGCCGAGUCACAGCAGAAAGAAGAAGUAGUCAUGGACGAUCUUCAAGACGCAGGCGAAAGCUACUUUGAACUGUACACGCCAGAGGAUCAGAUUGUGGUUCACCCAUACGACGGAGAUUCGGAUGAUUUGCUCCUGGAAGAAAUCAGACCAAAAUAUAUCAUCAUGUACUCGCCAUCGCCCGACUUCAUCCGGCGGGUCGAAGUAUAUCGCUCCAGCCACACGGAUCGCAGCGUGCGGGCAUAUUUCAUGUACUAUGGAGGCAGUGUGGAAGAACAACGAUACUUGUCGGCGGUACGACGGGAGAAAGAUGCGUUUACCAAGUUGAUCCGCGAGCGUGGCAGCAUGGCAGUGACGCUCACUGAGACUGGGACUGUGGACCCGCAAGAGGCAUUUCUACGGACAGUCAACACGAGGAUUGCAGGAGGAGGACGGCUGGCGGCCACGGCAGCACCGCCGACAGUGGUGGUGGAUGUGCGAGAAUUCCGCUCCGCUUUGCCAGGCCUGCUACACGGGCGAAGCAUGCAGAUUGUUCCAUGCCAACUGACUGUCGGGGACUACGUGCUAUCGCCGACGAUCUGUGUGGAGCGGAAAUCGGUGCGCGAUCUAAUCGCCUCGUUCAAGAAUGGACGUCUGUUCAACCAGGCAGAGACGAUGCUGCAGCACUACAAAUACCCAUUUCUUCUGAUCGAGUUUGACCACAACAAGUCGUUCACGCUCGAUCCGUUUGCCGACCUGACAUCACUGUCAACCUUGAAAGCGCCCGACUCGGACAACAAAGACUUACAAUCCAAGCUGGUGCUCCUGACCCUGGCCUUUCCCCGACUUAAAAUCAUCUGGUCGUCGUCACCUUUUCAGACGGCUGAAAUCUUUGAGGAGCUGAAAAAACAACAGGAAGAGCCGGAUCCCAUGCGUGCCGUGUCGAUUGGAUUGGCGGACGAUGAGGAUCCUGAGGACAAGACGUUCAAUACUGGUCCGCAGGAUCUACUCAGGACGAUUCCGGGAGUGACAAACAAGAAUGCCAGUCGACUGUUUUUGGAGGUCAAAAACAUUCUUGAGAUAGCCAAUAUGAGUUUGGAGGAAUUGGAUCCUUUGGUUGGCAAAGAAGCCGGGAGACAGAUUGUUAGGUUCUUUACAAGGAGUGUCUUUGAUGACGAUGAGUACUGAAGAAACGGGGAAAAGAGCACACGACUGUCAUGUCAAGCAAGAGUUGAUAUUGUGAUUCCCGAGGACAAAGAACAAGAAGAAGAAAAAGC
Molecule: messenger RNA, 2936 nt
Organism: Exophiala mesophila
Lineage: Eukaryota; Fungi; Ascomycota; Eurotiomycetes; Chaetothyriales; Herpotrichiellaceae
Exons: 2
Coding region: 1-2847 (948 amino acids)
Biological process (GO): resolution of meiotic recombination intermediates; double-strand break repair via single-strand annealing, removal of nonhomologous ends; double-strand break repair via homologous recombination
Cellular component (GO): nucleotide-excision repair factor 1 complex
Molecular function (GO): single-stranded DNA binding; damaged DNA binding; single-stranded DNA endonuclease activity
Source: RefSeq, a predicted model, not a curated record